Messenger RNA from Macroventuria anomochaeta, 156 nucleotides. RefSeq lists its product as uncharacterized. The annotation marks the transcript as partial. NCBI's taxonomy places the organism in Eukaryota, Fungi, Ascomycota, Dothideomycetes, Pleosporales, Didymellaceae. The transcript has a single exon. The record is from RefSeq and is a predicted model, not a curated record.
AUGUGUUACCAAGUCGUUGAGCGCUACUCAGUCUGUCGUUGUCUUUACCACAAGCAUGCAAUCGAUCAGUGUGAAGAACACGGCGAACCCUCCCACACGACACAGGAGAGAACAGUUCUCGUCGGCUAUGCUUGCAGCUUGCAUAGUACCAGCAAG